Molecule: messenger RNA, 2263 nt
Organism: Nicrophorus vespilloides
Lineage: Eukaryota; Metazoa; Arthropoda; Insecta; Coleoptera; Silphidae
Gene: eIF2D
Product: eukaryotic translation initiation factor 2D
Exons: 6
Coding region: 366-2015 (549 amino acids)
Biological process (GO): translational initiation; formation of translation preinitiation complex
Molecular function (GO): RNA binding; translation initiation factor activity
Source: RefSeq, a predicted model, not a curated record
AUCCUAUUUAUCAAGUAUUUAAAGAAGUUGUGUGUGUUGAGAUUAAACAAUUUUUCUUAACAUUUAACAAACGCCAUCUCUUUCCCAGAAACUGUACUGAUUAUGUCAUUAAACUAGGAUGAUGACAAUAGUGACCUUCAGUGCCUUAAUCUUAAGGUUAUGGAAUUAAUUUAUUAGUAAUAUACACUUAUUUGCUACUCUGCGCCAUUCAUUGGUAUAACCAUGAAGCUGUAAGUUGUAGUUGAUGCCACCAGGCAUAUUUUAUUUAUAUUAAUUUUAUUUCUAUUAUUGUAAAAAAUAUAUACUGCAUAACCUGUAAAGCACGAUUUUUUUGGUAAUUAUUUAAAGUUUAGUUAAAUUCCAAAAUGUUCAAGAAACCAUUUAAAGUUAAAACCAAUUCCCAGAUCAAGGGCUCUGAAAGGAAAGGUAUCAAAGAUUUGUUCUUAAGGAAGUUUCCUCAAUUGACAGAAAAUGAUAUGGAAACCUUGUUACCAAAAAAGGAAGUAACAUCAUGCCUUAAAGUGCUUGCUGAUAAUAACAAACAUGUUACUAUAUACACUGCCCAGAAAAGAGCCCUUUUCUUUAUGGUUGAUGAUAUAAUGUUUCCAACAGUGUAUAUGCUCUGGAUGUUCCCUCAGAUUGGUGUUGAGUUUACAACCAAUGACUAUGUUAUGUCCAAGAUAUCAAAUGGUGCUGAUCUUAUGUUACCUGGUGUCAUCAAUACACCACAAUCAAAAGGAAAUUUCCUUUGCAAACAGGUAGCAAUUGUUAAUAAUAUUAACAAUAAAGCUGCAGUUGCUGUUGGUUUAACUGCAAUGUCUUCUGUAGAAAUGAGCAAAGUUAAUAGUGGAAAAUGUGUAAACAUAUUUCAUUAUUAUGGUGAUAAGUUAUGUACUUUUGAUGAUUUACCAUUAUUACCUCUGAUGCAACUAAGUCCUCCAGAUUAUGUGCAAAAUGCAGAUGAUUUCCCAGCAUUAACAAGCAUUGCUGAAGUGUUACCUCCACAAGAUAUCCCAUUAGAAAACCCUGAGGAAAAUUGUGAUGUUGUUGAAUUAAUUUUACCUCAGUUGAGUGAAGUUGAAGAAAUGGAUAUACUUUUAAUUAGAUGCAUUAUGACAGCUUUGAAGUAUUCAAAAACAUUAGAAUUGCCCAUGUUGACUUCAACUUUUUUCAAAUUAGAAGUAUUAACUAAUUGCCCUGAAGCUAAAACUUUAGAUAUUAAAAAGUCUAGUUACAAAAAGGUUGGACAGGUUCUAAAACAACUGGAAAAUGAUGGGAUAAUCGUUGUUAAAGAGAAGAAAAAGGGCGUUGAAAAUAUUGAAGCUAUUAACAAACAGCACCCUGCUUUUUUGAACUUGUACAUUGAAAUUGAAAAUCGACCUAGAAAAAUUACUAAUGAGGAUGACACUAUUUCUCAGGCAAGGAACAUUGUAGAAUCAUAUAUGAUUACAACCGCGGUUUUGCCAAUUUUUAAAGAAUAUGGAUUUAAUAAAGGGGACAAUAUGCAAGUACCUCAAAUUAGAAGAUAUGUUACUGAAUAUGUAAGAAGUCGUAAUUGCCAAGAUGAGCAAAAUAAAAGGUUUGUCAAAUUGCAAGAUCCUGUACUGAAGAGUUUGUGCAAAAACGAGGUGGCUGUCACCUGGGAGGAUUUGAUGGAAAAAGUUAGAGCAGCUAUGAAAUCCUGUUUCAAAGUCUCUAGCACUGAACAAGAGGUCACGACGAAGGGAAAAAUUCAACCCAUAGCCAUGACCCUGCAAGCAAGAGCUCACAACAAGAAAGUAACCAUGGUGGAUAACUUGGAGUUGUAUAAUAUCAGAUUACCGGAAUUUGCUAAGGAAUGCCAACACGGCGUUGCCGCUAGUACAAGUAUCAAUAGACCAGCAGGAAAGAAGUACGGUCAAAUUUUGAUCCAAGGAAAUCAGAUCCUCUUCGUAUAUAAUCUAUUAGUUGAAAAAUAUAAAAUUCCUAAAAAAUAUAUUCGAGGCCUUGAACUUGCGCCAAAAAACAAAAAAUAAUUACUAUCUCAAGUAUUAUAUCUGUACGACGUGCUAAAGAUAAUUUUACUUUUAGAUUAUGACGUAUUGACCUCUACUUGCAAUCCAUAAUUAUUUUAGCUUCAUUAUCUCUGUAAGUAUUGUUUAAUCUUCCAUGAUUUCAAACCUAAACAUGUAUAGGUAGUGAAGAAUAAACAUAUUAGAGUGUUUUCAUGUUCUGAACAAUAUAAUGUAUCUCCAAUUUAGACCUCUUUAAAACAAUAAAUUUA